GGAGGGAACCGAAACCGGGAAUUUUCGAGCCCUCUGGGAGCUCGUGCCUGUGUCUAAGCAUGAAGUCUUAGCUACAUUAAAAGCUGCUGUCUCUUACUCGGUUGCCAACUUUCUCCCUGUCCUCUUGGAGCAAUUAAGAAAAAACGCCAGCGUAAUUACUUCCUCGGUUUUGUCGUUCUUACCGACGUCGAUAGGGUUUGGGAUGGAAGACGUCAGUCCUCUCGGUAAGGAGAGACAUGAGUAUAUGAAGAUGGAAUUUACAAUUAAACACACCUGGGAUGGUUUACCUGUGAGCCAUGAGCCGGUAACAAUUGGGCUGAAGUCGAACAAUGCAGGACUGCUAAUGGAAGUUAAUGCUCCCUUCUUUAAUAACCCUCCAGCACCGCUUGGAGAGCCAGGGAAACCUUUUAGUAGAUUGUGGGACUAUGAGGUUGUAGAAGCAUUUUUCCUGAGUGACAGAACUGAACAGUAUUUAGAAGUUGAACUUUGUCCCCAUGGACAACACUUGUUGCUGCUACUUUCUGGCAAAAGAAGAAUAUGGAAAGAAGAACUUCCUUUAGAGUUUGAGGUGACCAGAAUGAAAACCAAAUGGGAGGGUAAAGCUCAUCUUCCGUGGAAUUAUUUUCCACCAUGCACUAACAAAUUCAAUGCAUUUGCAAUUCAUGGCUCAGGAGAAGAGAGAAAAUAUGAAGCGCUUCAUCCUGUGCCUCGACAUGAACUACAGGAAGGACAGAAACCAGAUUUUCAUCGCUUGGAAUUUUUCAAAGAUUUGAACCUGAAAGGACUAAUGGGAGAAGACUGGAAGCAGCCUGAAUCAGAUAUAUGGAAGUCUCUCACUAAUUAAAUGGAUUGAGGCAUAAAUUUUUAAAGCACUAAGGUUGGAUGAAGCUGUAUGGAAAAAACUUCUUCAUUCUGAGCAGAGUUUGUAAAUAUCAGAUUACUAAGGCUUUCCUUGACACCAAAAUCAUUGAUCAAUCUUAAAAUCAACUGUAAAGUAUCUGGGCCAGUUGAUUCUGAACGUAUGAAGUAGGCAACAGCUUGUGUUUCAGUUCAUCUGGGUAUGGAGUUUUUCAUCUGUGCAAGAGAUGAACCUGCUCCUACUAAUGAAGGGGAGAAAGUGUGCUAAAAUUACAGCUGUGUUUUCAUGAGAGCUCUGAGCCUGACAAGGCCAAUAUCUGGCUUGGAAUCUUUCAGUUUCCUGUAGUUGCUGCAUUUCUGCUGUAUUUUGACGGCUGCUGGUUUGUUUCUUGGCUGUUGAAUGAGAUUGUUAUGUGCCUAAAUUUUUUGAUUGCUAUCAGGAGAAAGAAUGCCUCCUUCAGGAAAAGAAAAGAAUAUAGCUAUCAUGGCGUUUUGUGGCCCAGUACUUGCAUUGCAAGAUGCUGUGGAGGUAUAACACUACCCUUUCCUGUACCUUCCUAUACCUGAAGUUUUCCCUUGCAUAGUGGGGGGAACUUAAUCUCUAUUACUUUAUUAGCACACCUCUCCCCUUCAAAUUCUCUGUGGAAUUUCUAGUGAUUUUUAGGUACAGAGGAUAGAUUUACAAAACGUUUUAUGUAUUCCAGGAAAAGUUUCUGGGACAAAUAAUGUUUAGUAUAACCUUUUGAUAUAGUUGUGUGCCUACAAAAGCUCGUUUGUUGCAAGACCUUAUCACAUCACCUUAAGGAUUCAGCUCAGACAUAUGAGAAUUUUGCUUGCAUACCACCUAAUAUUGGAAAUACUCUAAAUGUAUGUGCCUAUAUUUUAUACUUAUGGGCAUGAAUGUUUUUAACAGUACUGUAUACUGUUGGAUGUUAACAUCUAACCUGUAAACUUUCACAGGAUUUACAAACGAGAUGCUCCUUUUUUGUCUGGCAUAGUAAGUGCUGCUUGAUUGUGGCUGCUGACUUGAUCCUAUAUAAAUUAACUUAGAAAACGGGAAGCUUACCUGCUAACCAGAUCCUACAUCUGAAAAAUAGGUGACUUUAAAAUCAAACUUCUUUGGUUUAGUCCAGAAUGAGGAUUCAGACCAAGACAUGGUCCUCAGUCCUUUACUAGAAAGAGGACUUCCUGCAUUCUGUUGAAAUGUCAUUAUCACAGGGUAAAAGGUGGUUGUGUUCUUUACCUUUGUGGGAAGGAUUGUUUUGGGAGUCCGAGAGAAUAUGGCUCAGUCAUAACUGAGGGAGUAUCUUUCAAAAGUUAUGCCCUGAGGAUGUGGUGUUGGGUCUCAUCCUUUUGUGUAGCAUUUUCUACUGAACAAUUCAGAAUCCUACAAGUUCCUGAAAGGGACUGGUGUUCUUGUAGUCUUAACAUCCUGCUCAAAGCAGGGCUAUUGUUGAAGCUAGAUGAGUUUGCUCAGGGCCUUGUCGAGCUUUGAGUAACUCCAAAGACGGAGCUUCAAAUGCUCUGGGUAGCCUGUUUCAAUACUCAACUAGUUCUGUUAUGAAAAUUUACCUAAUUGCCAUUUCCUAUGCUGUAACUUCUGUCCAUUGCUUUUUGUCUUUUCUCUGUGCAUCUCCAAGAAGAGUGACUUUUUCUCUAUAACUACCAGUUAGGUAACUGAAGAUAACUGUUAGCUCCCCAUGGAUUACUCUAAAUGUUGUCAUUCUCAGUUUGCCUUUUCUGACUCUCAUUAGUAAGCACAUUCCACUCAGAUAAUACGACAGACAAUGUAAAAGUGUAACUUGAGUUGAAGCUCAGAGACAACAAUGCUCCCAGGCCUUUCUUGUUUAUUUAGCUCAUAAAUGCUUCUAAAAAUCUUCUGUGUAGCUUUAGACAUCAAAAUGCCUGUAAAGUUUUGCACAAGGCUGCACUCUAAGUCAUAUUACUAAAAGGAUUCUCUGUUCUCUUCUGAGCUUGUACUCAUUAAUAACCAUAGUCUGAUGGUCAUGUUUUCUUUGUUGUCUUUAAAUUUAACCCUACCUGUAAACUCUGCCUGAGAAGAAGAGAAGAUGGGAAUAUCCUGCCUUUGUGGAGAACAUCUCUGUGUGAUUAAUAUCUGAGAUCGAAUGUUACUUCAGAGUUUUUGUUUGGCUUUAGAUUCCCUCUUUUUACUUUCACUUUUAUAGAACUAUACUUUCAAAUUUAAGGAUAUUAGGCUUUUUCACAUACAGACUUUGGCACAUCAAUGCACUGAGCCAUCCAAUUGUUUUUGCUCUCUUUUAAUUAGACACUAUACAUUCCUUGCUAUAAAGUGCCAUCUGUUGAAAAUUAUAAGUAUUGUACAUUCAAUUGUUUGGCUUCUUUUCUACCUUCAAUCCAUGUACAUUUUUCUAAAGGAUGACAUCAGUCUGAAAUAUUGAAUAAUCCAAUAAAUGUUGAUUAAAAACAUCUUCCAGAUAGUGACAUCUCAAAGCUGCUUUUGAAAUUUCAGUCAAAAGCAAAAACUGUUUCAUUAAACUUUUAGACUUCGUUUUAAACAGUGUGUCAAAAAAGUGCAUGCAAAGGUUCAGAAUGAGUUUACUAUUUUUCUCACAAAGGUUGUUUUCACGUGAUGAAUGAUGUUUUGUAUGUAAAGGACAGUAAAUCAAAUUAUUUAUUCAGAGGCUUCAUCUCGUAUUCAUUCCCACUUCAAACUGACAACUUCAGAUUUGACUUCGGAUGCAAACUAUAAACUUUGAGGGAAAUAUAUUACUUUCCCUGAAUAAGUAAUUUAAAGUAAAAUAAUUGUCUCUGCAGUACAAAAUAUAAUGCUAGAUGCUUCUGAAGAUAGGAGUUAUCAUACAGGCUUUAUUCAAGGCACAUGCUACUCCAUGCUACUGUCAGUUGGUUCACUUGUAUGUUUCUAAGCUUUAAGAGUCUGUUUGAACUGUAAGUGCUGGCUUUUAUCAAAGGUUUCCAUAUGGGUUCAUGGAGUGCAGAGUUGGAACCUGUGUGCUGACAUGUUUCUGAAGGUUUAAAGUUAAAUUAAUCCCUUGGUAGAAACUUAACUGUAGGACGGAGUCCUACGUAAGGCAUAUGUUAGAUGGAAGCGCAGUGUCUUGCCACAUACUAGUGAAUUCAUGGCUCAUCAAUGGACAAUACAAUGCUUGCCAGCAUCACUUAAAGCUCCCACGACUUUGCAGGGACGGGUAUCAAUGUUCAUUGAGAUGACUAGCUAGUUUGUAGCUUUCUUGCUCUGUUCUGCUUUUAACCAGGCCUUGUUUUACACUGUGGAGGCCAAUUGUAGCCUGUAUUUCCUGAAUUGCCCUCAUUUUGAUGACGGGAGGAGAAGACAAAACAAGCUCUGUUCUGCAUGAGUUCCAUUUAAGUACAUGUUCAAUAAUAAUUAAUCCUGGUAUAGAAGGAAUGUGAUUCAAUCCAGUCUAGCUCAGUGUGUGUAUGUACGUGCAUACAUAUAUUGAGGUAUUCAGCAUUGUGCUGGUUUUGUAUGUCAAACUUGUAUCAAGAAUAAUACAGAUAAAUUUUCUAAAUUGUCACACUGAAUAUACUUUAUGGAGGAUAUCAAUUUGAUAAAAUGCAGAGCUGCAUGAUAGAAAGCACAGAUCACGCAAGCAGUCUAUCCACAAAUCCAUUUCACUUUGAAAUGGAUUUAAACACUUCAACCCUGUGAGCACUUCUUAUCCAUUGCUCUCUUAAAAUAAAAUAAUCAA
Molecule: messenger RNA, 4568 nt
Organism: Harpia harpyja (harpy eagle)
Lineage: Eukaryota; Metazoa; Chordata; Aves; Accipitriformes; Accipitridae
Gene: C2H4orf33
Product: chromosome 2 C4orf33 homolog
Exons: 6
Coding region: 203-844 (213 amino acids)
Source: RefSeq, a predicted model, not a curated record